AUGCUUCGGUCAUUCAUACGUCACAACUUUCAUAGUCAAGUGAGCCUAGGAUCUAGAGUUGGCCCUAUUGUUUCUCGCUUCCAUCUCCCACAGAAGUUGCCCACAAACCAGCCACGGUUAAGAUUCCAUUCCACAAAUGAAACCAACAAGACGGCCACUUUGAAGACCGAUACUCCACAGCUCAUGAUUGCGUUCACUUGUACCAAGUGUGACACAAGAUCUUCGCAUACUUUUUCGAAGCAAGCAUAUGUCAAGGGCACGGUAUUAAUACAGUGUCCCGGAUGCAAGAACCGUCAUUUGAUUGCAGAUAACCUCAAGAUCUUCCGUGACAAAAACAUCAACUUAGAAGACAUCCUUCGUGCCAAAGGUGAGCUGGUCGCCACGACAACAGAGGAUCUCGCAUUCGAAGACAUCCCAGAGUCCUUGAGAAAGAUGAUUGGACAUCACGCCAAAGAUGCACCUGAGGAGUUUCAGAAGACAUCUGAGAGCAAUGAUACUGCAUUGCCACCUGCAAAGGAGAAGCUGCAGAGCUAA
Molecule: messenger RNA, 534 nt
Organism: Candidozyma auris
Lineage: Eukaryota; Fungi; Ascomycota; Pichiomycetes; Serinales; Metschnikowiaceae
Exons: 1
Coding region: 1-534 (177 amino acids)
Biological process (GO): protein folding; protein import into mitochondrial matrix; protein stabilization
Cellular component (GO): mitochondrion
Molecular function (GO): zinc ion binding; protein-folding chaperone binding
Source: RefSeq, a predicted model, not a curated record